Misgurnus anguillicaudatus (oriental weatherfish) is the source of this 1689-nucleotide messenger RNA. It is a transcript of the gene ppp2r3c, whose product is annotated as protein phosphatase 2, regulatory subunit B'', gamma. Gene Ontology annotation, biological process: positive regulation of B cell differentiation; T cell homeostasis; microtubule cytoskeleton organization. The record is from RefSeq and is a predicted model, not a curated record. NCBI's taxonomy places the organism in Eukaryota, Metazoa, Chordata, Actinopteri, Cypriniformes, Cobitidae. Gene Ontology annotation, cellular component: centrosome; spindle.
GCUAACUAAACCAUAUUUUUGAGUGCAUUAUCCUAAAUACAUUUAAUUUAAAAUAAAUAGUAUAAUGAAAUAAAGUUAUGGCCAACGACAAGACUGCACAUUGGAAGGAUUUACUAAAACGACGACUCGACUCGAACAAAGAUAACAGGACAAACGAAGAGAAGACAGCGGAGGAAACCAAACUUUUUACCAAGUAUUACACAGAAUGGAAAGGGGGUCAAAGUGAAGGCAAUUCGUUAAGACACAUCCCACGCUUCUACUACAGACUUCCUGCAGAAGAUGAAGUCCUGCUGCAGAAGCUCAGAGAAGAGUCGAGGGCCGUGUUUCUUCAGAGGAAGAGCCGUGAGCUUCUCGACAAUGAGGAGUUACAAAACCUUUGGUUUCUGCUUGAUAAACAUCAAGUGCCACCUACGGCUGGCGAUGAGGCCAUGAUCAGUUAUGAGAGUUUUCUCAAGGUUGGAGAAAAAGCAGGUGCAAAAUGCAAGCUUUUUUUCACAGCCAGAGUCUACGCCAAACUGCUUCAUAAUGAUCCAUAUGGGCGAAUAUCUAUAAUGCAGUUCUUCAACUAUGUCAUGAGAAAAGUGUGGCUGCACCAGACCAGGAUUGGUUUGAGCCUCUAUGAUGUAGCUGGUCAGGGUUAUCUCCGUGAAUCUGAUUUGGAAAACUACAUUCUAGAGUUGAUUCCUACUCUACCACAACUGGAUGGCUUGGAAAAAUCCUUCUAUUCGUUUUAUGUUUGCACGGCUGUCCGCAAGUUCUUCUUCUUUCUUGAUCCACUGCACACUGGAAAAAUAAAAAUUCAGGACAUCCUGGCUUGCAGUUUCUUGGAUGAUCUACUUGAGCUUAGAGAUGAGGAGCUUUCAAAGGAGAGUCAGGAGUCCAAUUGGUUUUCUGCGCCUUCCGCCCUUCGAGUUUAUGGUCAGUACCUUAACCUGGAUAAGGAUCAUAAUGGAAUGCUCAGUAAGGAAGAGCUGUCUCGGUACGGCACAGGAACUCUUACUGGCGUUUUCCUAGACCGUGUCUACCAGGAGUGCUUAACCUAUGAUGGCGAAAUGGACUAUAAGACCUAUCUAGACUUUGUGCUGGCUCUAGAGAACAGAAAAGAGCCUGCAGCGCUUCAGUAUAUUUUCAAACUGCUGGAUAUGGAAAACAAAGGAUACCUCAAUGUUUUUGCCCUCAAUUUCUUUUUCAGGGCUAUUCAGGAACAGAUGAAAAUCCAUGGACAGGAGCCAGUUUCCUUUCAGGAUGUUAAGGAUGAAAUCUUUGAUAUGGUAAAGCCCAAGGAUCCAUAUAAAAUCACUCUACAGGACCUAGUGAAUAGUGGACAGGGUGAUACAGUCUCGAGUAUUCUUAUUGAUCUCAAUGGAUUUUGGACUUAUGAGAACAGAGAGGUGCUGGUGGCCAAUGACACUGACAGCAACACAGCUGAUUUAGAUGAUGCAUGACAUCAUUUCUUACAUUGAAGUAAUUGUACUUCGGGACCAACCGUGCUGCUCUGGACAUGAAAACAUUCUCACAAGAGGAUUAUACAGAAUAGCUUGGUUGUAAAUUGAAAUGUUUAUUAAGUAUUAUUAUGUACAAAAAGAAUUGUAUUUUAUUUGACCUACGAUAUAUAAAAGUAGGUAUAUUUUCACUUGUGUAAUAAAAAAUAUUGAUGACAAAUAAAUUAUACAAUUUUUCAAAAUAAAA